Coregonus clupeaformis (lake whitefish) is the source of this 6748-nucleotide messenger RNA. Its product is annotated as protocadherin-15-like. The coding region runs from base 431 to 6298 and encodes 1955 amino acids. NCBI's taxonomy places the organism in Eukaryota, Metazoa, Chordata, Actinopteri, Salmoniformes, Salmonidae. Gene Ontology annotation, cellular component: catenin complex; plasma membrane; stereocilium. Gene Ontology annotation, molecular function: cadherin binding; calcium ion binding. Gene Ontology annotation, biological process: inner ear development; homophilic cell-cell adhesion; sensory perception of sound. The record is from RefSeq and is a predicted model, not a curated record. The transcript is spliced from 36 exons.
AAUAGAGAACAACAUCUGUUUGGCACACUGAAGUAUCAUUCACCUCUUUUCUGUCUCCAUGAGGACUGAAACCUGAGGUGUAAAAGCAGAGAAGGCGUCUACUGCUCGCUGGUAGACGCAGAGGGAAAACUUUGCAAGUGCUCUGGAGGAAGCGAGAUUCGCCCGGUGCGGUGGACGGGCGUUGAUCCCCUCUCCGGCCAUAGCAUCUUAACAAAUUGUCGGAGCGUCAAAAGUGUAGGAAUAUCAAUUCAUUCAUGCUUUCCCUUAAUUUUGCCUGAGUCCGCACAGACGUUUCGUGGUUUACGGAGGAAACUUCUAUUCUAUUUUGAAGGCGUUGUAGGAAGGUGCUGGUAUUGUGGCCAAGAGGAAAGAUAUGCUUUUUGAUCAAGAAGAAACAACCUAGGUGGGCACACAGUAACGCUUGACAAAAAUGCAAAAGAGGUCAUGGCACUUCAAAUGGUUAGGAAUAUGGAUAGGACUUCUGCUGUUAGCCACUUGUUGCCUGUCACAAGACACAGACGACUGGCAGUAUGAUGAAUGCAAACUCUCCAGGACUGGUCCACCUGCAACAAUUGUUGCCAUAGAUGAAGAGAGCCCAAAUGGAACGCUUUUGGUUGAGGAUAUGCAAAUCCAAGGCCGAGCGGAAGACCCAGGCAGAACCAUCUCUCUCUCCCUCCGAGACAACUACAACCACUGGGUAAUUCUGGACCCGGUCAGACAGAGACUCUACCUCAACAGCACCGGCAGGGCCCUCGACCGAGAUCCCCCCUCCUACAUCCAUUCCAUCGUGGUCCAGGUUCAGUGCACCAACGAACUGGUCGGGAGCAUCAUUCUACACGAGGUGCGCAUCGUUGUGAGGGAUCGCAAUGACAACGCGCCCCAGUUCCAGAAGCCUCGUUACUAUGUCGCCAUAAAUGAGUUGACCCCAGUUGGCACCACCAUCUUCUCCGGCUUCACUGGGAAUAAUGGAGCUCUGGACAUUGAUGAUGGCCCAAACGGACAGAUCGAAUACAUCAUCCAGUACAACCCAACUGACCCGAUGGCCAACAGGACGUUUGACAUCCCUCUCACCCUUUCUGGCUCAAUGGUCCUGAGGGAGAGGCUCAACUAUGAGGAGAUCACUCGCUACCUGGUCAUCAUCCAGGCUAAUGACCGUGCCCCAUACCCCAACAAACGUCUCACCGCCACCACCACCCUGACCGUAGACGUGCUGGACGGGGAUGACCUGGGGCCUAUGUUCCUGCCCUGCUCGCUGGUCGACAACACGCGUGACUGCAGCCCCCUCACCUAUCGGGCCCACAUCCUGGAGCUCACUGACCCAAGUAAAGUGAACCCUGUCAACGUGACGCCCAUCAUUCAGGCCGUAGACCAGGACAGGAACAUCCAGCCUCCAUCUGAGAGGCCAGGGAUCCUCUACUCCAUCCUCAUUGGUAAGCCUGAGAAGUACGCAGACUUCUUCUCUCUGAACCGAACCACCGCCAAGCUGAAUCUCCUCAAACCGCUCAACAGGGACCUGUACCAAAGAUUUGACUUGGUAAUAAAGGCAGAGCAGGACAACGGCCACCCCCUGCCUGCGUUUGCUAACCUCCACAUCGAGGUUCUGGAUGAAAACAACCAGGCACCAUACUUUCAAGAGACCACGUACCAGGGCUUCAUCAUCGAGUCAGCGCCAGUGGGCACCACAUUGUUCACCGACGUCAGCCUCACCACCCCCCUGGGCAUCAAGGUCCUGGACAACGACAUUGAGGAGAUGAAAGAUCCCAUGGUGCAGAUAUCCUUGGACAACUACAACACAAUUUUCAUGGUGACACCUUCGGGGAUUACUCGCUACCUGACACUGCUGAAGCCUGUGGACCGUGAAGAGCAAGACAGCUAUACGUUCACGAUGGUGGCUUCAGACGGAGUUCAGGAGAGCCCUACAGUGACUGUUCAUAUCACUGUGAUUGAUGCCAAUGACAACACACCAACCUUCCCCAACGCCUCAUACAGUGUUAAUGUUUACACAGACAUUCAGCCCGGGGAAACUGUAUUACAGCUGACAGCCCUGGAUGCUGACGAGGAUCCCAACGGGCUGGUGACUUACAAGAUCCUAGCGGGGAAUCAAGGCCACUUCGUCAUCAAUAACCGCUCGGGAGUGAUCACUGUGAUGCCUGGCGUCUCCCUGGCAGUGGGACGCUCCUAUGCCCUGACCGUGAAGGCCAUGGAUAACGGCCUGGAGUCCCAGAGGAGGAGCUCCAUCACCACGGUGUACAUUGAGGUGCUCCCCCCCAACAACCAGAGCCCCCCACGCUUUCCCCGCUUCCUCUACAGCCUGGAGGUCAGUGAGGCCAUGAGGACCGGAGCCACUCUCCUCCACCUGCAGGCGAAGGACCGUGAAAGAGAUCCUAUUUCCUACAGCAUCCAGAGCGGAGAUCCCCACCAUCUCUUUGAGCUCUCCCAAACGUCAGGGCUGUUGGUCCUGGGGAAACCGCUGGACAGGGAGACAGAGGAUCGCUACACUCUCGUUGUAACAGCCUCAGAUGGCCAUCCAGAAGGAACCUCCACGGCUACUGUGAAUAUUGUGGUCACUGAUGUCAACGACAAUGACCCCGUCUUCGAUCCACUCAUGCCCCAAAACGUAACAGUUACAGAGGAGGAGGCCAACUCUUUUGUGGGCCAAGUAAAGGCCACAGAUCCAGACGCGGGGGUUAAUGGCCAGGUGCACUACCGACUGGUCAACCACGCCAACCUCUUCAGGGUCAACUCCAAUGGCACCAUCUCCACCGCCGUGCCUCUGGACCGAGAGGUCAGGGGUCAGUAUGACCUCAUUGUGGAGGCGGAGGACGGAGCGGUGGAGGACCCCAGGAGGACCACACUGACUCUGUCGGUGACCGUGCUGGAUGUGGAUGAUAACAGUCCGGUGUUCUCAAAACUAUCCUAUACGGUCAAUCUGCCGGAGAAUAGUCCUAAGAAGACAGUCAUCCUGCAGCUUACCGCCAAAGAUGCUGACCUGGACUCCAACAUCACCUUCCGUAUCCGGACCCCGGAGGCCAAGCAACUGUUUGAUGUCAACCCAGUGACUGGAGAGCUCUCUGUGCUGCAGACGCUGGACUUUGAGACCCUGGCAGCCUCGGACCACACCUACACCUUCAUGGUGGAAGCCCACAGUGGAGGGAGCAUGCCCCCAGGCAUGGCCACUGUCACUGUAAAGAUAACGGAUAUGAAUGACUACUCUCCAGUGUUCAGCCAGGCGUUGUACAGGGGCAUGGUGGCUCCCAACGCAGUCAAGGGGACCGUGGUCACCACGGUACAGGCAGAGGACCUAGACCCCCCUGGCACCCCUGCCAGCCAUGUGCGUUACAGACUGGACCUCGAUGAGGACCCUUACAGCGGCAGCAUCUUUGACGUGGACGAAGUCACAGGCAGUGUCAUCACACGUGUCAACCUCAAUGAAGAGCCCAAUCUAGUGUUUAGUCUAAUCAUUGUUGCCUAUGACGACGGGGAGCCAGUAAAAGUCAACAAGACCCUGGUGGUUAUCACUGUCCUGCAGCCCUCCGUUAUACCAGUCUUCACCCAGGAGGAAUACAGGUUUCCCCCCGUGAGUGAGAUGGCUGAGGUGGGGAAGGUGGUCGGGGUCAUACUGGCUGCUGCUGUCAAUCAAACGAUAAUCUACUCUAUAGUGGAGGGCAACGAGGGAGGUGUAUUCAGGCUCAACAACCGCACUGGGGUGAUCUCUACGGCCAAGCUGCUGGACUACGAGACCAACGCCAGCUACAUCCUCAAAGUGGAGGCUGACUCCAUGGGAGUGUCCGGUUCCAAUCUCAGAGCGCCCUCCAAGUCUAACACAGCGAGGGUGUUCAUUGAUGUUUGGGAUGAGAAUGAUCACCCUCCUGUCUUUACCAAACCCUUGUACCUGGGAGGAGUGGCAGAGGACGCCAAGACAUUCACUUCUGUACUACAAGUUCAGGCCCUGGACAAGGACACAGGGAAUUACAGCUCCAUGCAAUACAGGAUUAUUAUCCCCCCCACCACCGACGGCAAGGACGGCUUUGUCAUUGAGCCCUACACCGGCGUCAUCAAGACUGCCAUUAUGUACAGGAACAUGCGACGUUCCUACUUCAAGUUCGAAGUGGUCGCCACUGACAAUUACGGCGAGGGGGGGCUGAGCAGCAAGGCAGAGGUGGUGGUAUCUGUAGUGAAUCUGCUGGAUAUGCAGGUGGUGGUCUCCAACGUUGCUCCUACAGUGGUGGAACAGAACAAGGACAAGCUCCUCAGGAUCUUGGAGCGCUAUGUGCAGGACCAGAUUCCCGGGGCCAAAGUGGUGGUGGAGUCCAUCGGGCCGCAGCGGUUCGGCGAUGGCUUCGAGCAGGAGGACUACUCCAAGUCAGACCUGAUGGUAUACGCCAUCGACCCUCUGACCAACAGGGCCAUCUCACGCCAGGAGCUGUUCAAGUUUCUGGAUGGGAAGCUGCUGGACAUCAACAAGGAGUUCCAACCUUACCUGGGCCGAGGCGGGAGGAUCCUAGAGAUCCGCACACCGGACGUGGUGACCAGUGUGAAGAAGGCUGUGCAGACCGUGGGCUACACAGAGGGGGCGCUGCUCGCCCUAGCCAUCAUCAUCAUCCUCUGCUGCAUCCCCGCCAUCCUCAUCGUCAUCAUCACCUACAGGCAAUUCAAAGAGAGACAGGCGGAGUGUGCUAAAACUGCUCGGAUCCAAAUGGCCCUCCCUACAGGCAAAUCAGUGGGCGCCACCACCAACAACCUUUACGAAGAGCUUGGGGACAGUGCCAUACUAAAGAGUAAGCGCUGUGUGCUAGAGGAAGGUGACCGCCAGAGGCUCAUAAGCACAUUUGCCACACGGGCCAUCACUGCCCACAAGCAGUCCAGUGCCAAUGGGAUCCUCCUCAACAAUAUGCCCAAGUCCGAGAGCAACAUCACGUUAUUCUCGGACGAGAACCCCCUAACCACCAAUAACCCCCUGUUCGACGAAGGCACGGGCACACUCAGCAGCCCAGAGACCCUGGGGAAGCACCAGAGGAGGAUGGACCUCCUGGGGACCUACUCCCCUCCUCAGGCCCCUCAAGGCCUGAGAGACUCCUUCCUGAGGUUCAAUUCCGGUGGCUCGGGCCACUCCUGGACCCUACCUUCCAGGCUCCACAGGAAGGAGAUGUAUGAUGCUCUGAGGAGACAGGUGGUGAUGGACCCGGUGCAGUGGGAGCUGGAGAAGCUGAAGACUGAGCUGAAGGACAGUAAGGACAUGUUGGACGGCCUGGACUGGGAAAACCUGGGGCGCAGCACCUACCUGGAGCCUAAGCCCCUGUCGGUGAAGGAGCAGGCCAGGCAGUUUGAGCAGCAGGCCAUGAGGGAGAUGAAGCAGAGGCAGAGCCGGGACUCCCGGGGGUCUCUCUCUCCAGACUUCCUGAUGGGGUUGGGGUUCGACAGCCCGCAGCACCGGGCCAGAGAGGACCGACAGUCUCUGGGCUCCAUCCUGGGUAGCGACAGCCCCCAGCACCACCACCACUCUGUGAGCUCCAUCCUGGGUAGAGAGGACCGCCACCUGGGCCAAGACAGAGAGGGACCACCCUGCAUCAUUAUCACCCAGAGCGAUGGAACUCCACCCCCCAGCCACAAGCCCACUCCACCUGUCCUGCGCAGGUUCAGCUCCAGCUUCUCCAGCUACAACUCAGCCUCCACCGAACCCUACGAGGUCAACCUGGAGGUCAUCCCUGACCCCCCUGACAUGCCCCCUCCGCCCCCACCCAACUACCCUCCUUCCCCCUCCACGCCUCCUCCUCCCAACUCUCAUCCGCCCCUCACCCUUAACUAUGGCAAAAACCCUGCCCCACCCCCUCCUCCGCCUCUCCCUCCUCCUCUGUCCCCUUCCCUCAAUCGUCCAUCUACGUUUGUGCUCCCCCCCCUGCCCGCUGUGACCACCCUGAGACCCGUGUCCCUGCGCCCUCCCCCUCCGCCCCUCCCCACCAAUCCCGAGCCCCCCAGGAAGGAGCUGAAGGGAAUCCUGAAGAACAUACAGAACAUCGCUGACAUCGAGAAAUCUGUUGCCAACAUGCACAGUCAAAUAGACAAAAAACAGAUGCUUCCACGGAGCGUCCUGAGGCCACGAGGGUCUGUGGAUUCCAUGGACUCUUUAAAUGGCAUACUAGACACUGCAGAGACAGUAGCCCCCACCACAGCAGAGGUACAGGCAGAGGCUCCGGUUGCAGAACAACCACAGCAGGUGCAGGUCCAGCCAAACGUUAACAUGAACUCUAUAGUAGAAGAGCUGGAGAAACGCUUCCCCUCUCAGUCCACUGCAAUGUGACUCUCUCCUUCUUCUCUCUCUUUCUUCAUGGACUGUUUCUUCAUUUUUUGUUAAUUUUGAAAUUCAUUCUUUAUCUUUGUGUGUUCAUUCUUUGUUUGUGUGUCAUCUAUGUAUUUUUUCAAGGGAGUUGUUUCAAUCAGACAUCGAUAUUUAUUUAUUUAUGUACGUAUGGUUAGUGAUGUAUUUUUAUUUAGCCUAUAGUUAGCCUAUAAUUGUUUAAUUCUAUUGUCACCUAAAGAUGAAGAGUCUAGAGUAUUCUAACCAUCAGUUUCAUAAAAAGGAAAAAUCAUAUUCAUUGCACUCAAGUCAUUUCAACCAUUUUGAGUCUCGUGGUCAAAAUCCCAAAAGGAAUUUUCCCAACCUGAGACCUGAAAGAUAUAUAAUGAAAGCGCUCCAGUACAUUGGAUUACCUUGAAGUCACACCCCAGCAAACCGGGAACAUUCCCAGAA